Messenger RNA from Trichechus manatus latirostris (Florida manatee), 1875 nucleotides. RefSeq names its product gamma-aminobutyric acid type A receptor subunit theta (gene GABRQ). Lineage: Eukaryota; Metazoa; Chordata; Mammalia; Sirenia; Trichechidae. Gene Ontology annotation, cellular component: synapse; neuron projection; plasma membrane. The record is from RefSeq and is a predicted model, not a curated record. Bases 1 to 1875 code for a protein of 624 amino acids. Gene Ontology annotation, biological process: chemical synaptic transmission; chloride transmembrane transport; regulation of membrane potential. Gene Ontology annotation, molecular function: extracellular ligand-gated monoatomic ion channel activity; GABA-A receptor activity; chloride channel activity. The transcript is spliced from 9 exons.
AUGGGCAUCCGCGGCAUGCUGCGAGCCGCGGUGCUCCUGCUGCUCAUCCGGACCUGGCUGGCGGAGGGCAGCGCCCCCAGUCCCACCGCCGGGUUCCACUUCGGCCACUCCACGGUUCCCGACGGCGUCCAGGACCUCUUCAACUGCAAAAACUGUGCGAAUGAAGCUGUGGUUCACGAGGUUUUGGACAGGGUGCUGACGGGGUACGAUGUCCGUCUGAGACCAAAUUUUGGAGGUGACCCUGUGCCCGUGGGCGUAUCUGUCUACAUCUCCAGUAUUGAACAGAUCUCAGAAAUGAAUAUGGACUAUACAAUCACGAUGUUUUUUCAUCAGACCUGGAAAGACCCACGCUUGGCCUACCACGAGACCAGCCUGAACCUGGCUUUAGACCAUCGGAUGCUCGAGAAGCUGUGGGUCCCUGACUGCUACUUCCUGAAGAGCAAGGAUGCUUUCGUGCACGAUGUGACCGUGGAAAACCGCGUGUUUCAGCUUCACCCCGAUGGAACGGUCCGGUAUGCCAUCCGACUCACCACCACAGCAGCUUGUUCCCUGGACCUGCAGAAAUUUCCGCUGGACAAGCAGGCCUGCAAGCUAGAAAUUGAGAGCUAUGGCUACACAGUCGAGGACAUCGUCUUAUUCUGGGAAGACGAUGGGAACGCCCUCCACGGGACUGAGGAACUACAUAUCCCUCAGUUCAGCUUCCUGGGGAAGACGAUUACCAGCGAGGAGCUGUACUUCUACACAGGUUCUUACAUGCGCCUGAUCCUGAGGUUCCAGGUCCAAAGGGAAGUCAGCAGCUUCCUUGUGCAGGUCUAUUGGCCCACUGUCCUCACCACUGUUCUCUCCUGGAUGUCCUUUUGGAUGAACUGCGAUUCCUCUGCUGCCAGGGUGACAGUUGGCCUGACGUCAAUGCUCAUCCUGACCACCAUCAACUCACACGUGCGCAAUAAGCUGCCCCGAGUUUCCUGUGUCAAGGCCAUCGACAUCUAUAUCAUCGUGUGCUUCUUCUUUGUCUUCUUUUCCUUGAUGGAGUACGUCUACAUCAACUAUCUUUCCUACAGCCGAGGACCUCGGCGCUUUCAUAGGCGACACAGACGAGCCCGGAGAGUCAUCAAUUGCUACCGCUACCGCGAAGUGGUGGUGGAAGAAGUGCAGGGAGACCUGAUUAGUAUUGAAGACGACGUCGACUCUCUGAUCUCCAUCCCAGCGCUGGCCCGCCUGGCAAGCCCUGAAAGCUUCAGCUCUUUGUCCUCCACCCCAGAGCGAGCCCGGCUGGCCACCUCGGAAAGCCUCAGCUCCCUCUGCUCUGGGUGCAGCCAGGCUUCCAGGGAAAGCCUGAGCCAGCUCCCCUCCACCUCGGCACAGGCCCUGCUAUUCUAUGGUAUCAUGUCUGAGAUCCGCAGGCGCACUGAGGCCCGUGACCACGCUGAGGCCUGUGACCAGGAAGACCUCGAUGAGAACGCGAGCUUGGACGAGAGCCAUGGCCACAGCCCUGUCAGGCAGCCUCUGCUCAACCGUGGCCAGAGGUUUGUGCGAGAAGCGAGCUGGGACCUGGACGAGAUCUGUAGCUUGCCUGAUGAUGCCAGUGUCGAGAGCGGCUGCCCUGACCUUGAGGCGAAUCCCAGGGGUGAUGCUGACAGCACCUGGAGCCUGGAGGAGGAGGAGGAGGUCCUGGUCUGUGUCCGAGAGGACGAUAGUGGCUCUGAGUCUGAUGACAGCCUUCCCCCGAGCCCGGAGUGCUCCCUCAGCCAAGGGCUGUCUUCUAAGCUCUUUAACCCUGACUAUGUCCCUAAGGUCGACAGGUGGUCCCGGUUCCUCUUCCCUCUGGCCUUUGGGCUGUUCAACAUUGCUUACUGGGCAUACCAUAUCAACUAG